Drosophila albomicans is the source of this 1863-nucleotide messenger RNA. RefSeq lists its product as uncharacterized. The transcript has 2 exons. The record is from RefSeq and is a predicted model, not a curated record. NCBI's taxonomy places the organism in Eukaryota, Metazoa, Arthropoda, Insecta, Diptera, Drosophilidae.
AUGAACAUAACGCAGUUGGUGGCCACUUACCAGGAUCGCUCCGGCGAACAGAUGAAUCAGAUUAACGAGUAUGUGGCCCGAGCUCUGCUCCACGUGGUUCACACACAUAUCCUGAGCGUGACGCCGUCGCUGGUGCUAACGCUGUGUUGUCGCAACAAUCACACGUGCAACUUCUACAACGAAAUGAUGAGCAUCCUAUUUCGCAGCUGGGGCAUUGCGCCUGCGUUGCAGAUUGUCACCGUCGAACAGGGCGUGGGAAGGCAGCGUUAUGUGGCCGGGCGUCGGCAUUACAAUAUGAUCUUCACCGAUUCGUAUGCGGCAUUUGCGGAGAUCGAGGUGGAAGCGUAUUCCAAGGAGUACAAUUACAAUGAGCACUAUUACAUCUUUCUGCAGGCACGCGAUCACAUGCUGCUGAGCGAGAUGCGACGCAUCUUCGCCCAUUGCUGGCGACAUCAGCUCAUCAAUUGCAAUGUCCAGGUGCAGACGGCGAAUGGCGACAUCAAGUUGUACACGUAUUUGCCCUUUGGCGUUGGAAGUUGUGCCAAUAUGACGCCGACGCUGAUCAAUCACUACAACGGCAGCCAGAUGCAGCAUCCGCGUUUGUUUCCCCGCAAACUGGGCAACUUCUAUGGCUGCCCCUUGCGUGCCGCCUUGUGGCACAUGCCGCCGUUCAUCUAGCUGCAGGGCAGCGGCCCCGAGGCUCAUGUCAGCGGCGGUCUCGAGGGUCGAUUGCUGCAAACGCUUGCGCUGCGCCUCAACUACAGCAUCGUCAUCCAUCCGCCGCCAGUCGAGGAGGAGGAGCCCAUGAGCAAUGAGGCUAUCAAGAUGCUGCAACGCCAUGAAGUCGAUUUCUGCCUGGGCGGCGUGCGUCAAACGGUGCCUCGCAGCUUGGUGGCCACCUCGACGCACAAUUAUCAUCAGACCAGUGUGCGCUUUGGCGUCCUCGGUGCCAGCUAUAAGCUCAGCUCGCUGGACAUUCUACUCUAUCCGUAUCCGACGAGCAUUUGGCUCGGCAUUGGCGGCGUCUUUGUGCUCGCCGCUCUUCUACAGCUGACGCUGGAGCGUCUGCUGCCUUCGCAUCCGGUGCGUGAGUUCAUUGUGCAUCUGCUGAACUUGCAGCUGAUCUUUGUGGGCAUGCCUAUGAUGCAGGCACCCACGCGCUACAAUACGAAACGGAUUUAUUGCAUUAUGCUCAUGUUUUACACAUUGCUCAUACGUACCGUGUACCAGGGCAAACUCUAUCACUUGAUACGCACGCAUCAAUUGAAUCGUCUGCCGCAGUCCAUCGAUGAACUGGUGGAGCACAACUACACCGUCGUCCUGUCCAACGAGAUACAUGAGAUGCUCGCCGAGAUUCCCACUGUGGAAUUCAUGCGAUUUCAUCGUAUGGGCGGACGGAAUACGCCCAUGGAGAGCUUAGAGUAUUUGGCCGCCCGACCGUAUGAUAAUCGUUUGGUCGCCGCCGCUGGGCUGGAUUUCUUUUUGCGCUUCAAUCGCUUGGCUGCGUAUCAAGCGCAACUGGAGCAGGAGACGCCGCCGAGCUUCGAGCUGAUACCGCAGGACAUCAUUGAUCUGCAGUUGACGAUGUAUUUGCGCAAGCAUUCGUUUCUCACCGACGAGUUCAACGAUCAGAUCAUGUGGAUGCGUUCCGUGGGUUUGCUCGCCUUUUGGGCACGCUGGGAAUUGGACGAAAACUCUUCGGGCAUGCAGCUGGCGAACAACUUUGAAAUGUUUGGCCUGCAACAGUUGUAUGUCAUAUUCGUGAUGGUGCUCGUUGGCCUGUUGCUGAGCACGCUGCUCUUUGGCCUCGAGCUGCUCUCGAAGCGAUAUCCGCGUCUGCAGCGUUGGUUUUUAUCACAUUAA